AUGCAUGCAGCGCAAUUGUUGGAAUAUUGUCCACAGAAUUCUCGCAUCGAUGAAAUCGUUGAUAGUGCAAUCAGUGUUACUAAAAGACCAACUGCUUCGAGACAAUUCAAUCCUGAUACCCGUAUCCGUCAACGAAUCAGGAGGAAGACUGAUGAUUCAGAAUCAAACGUGAUACAGUCAUCAUCAUCGUCACAUUCAAAAAGUGUCAAUGAUGUUUCAUCAGACAUUAAUCAAUCUGAUAAUGUUUCGCUUCGGCUGAAAAAUUCAAAAAAUUCAAUACUUUCACGAUUUCCCGAGGUAUUCUACCGAUGGUGUUGUUAUGGUAUCUAUUUAUUAUGGUUUAGUAUUGGUAUUUUGGCAAUUCGAAAAACUUUGAAUGCUACAACAGCUGUACGCUAUGUAAAAGAACACGGUCAUACUGUAUCUGAAGAAGCCAUUGCUAGUUCCAGUACAUUUCAAAAAUUAGUAUGGUCAUUGGAUCAUGAAUUUCGGAAACCACCAGCUAUUUUCCUUCUCAACCAGUAUGCUCUCAAUAUGACCUUCAAUUUUCUGUGCAAUACACGUGAUAUGAAUGGUGUUCAUGAAAGGCUGAUUUUUAUCACAUUAGAUCAAGUAGCAAGAGAUGUGUUAAAUAAGUACUGGCCCAAUAUAAGGCAAGUAUAUUGGCCAACACCAAGUUUGUAUAAGCCAUUCAGUUUUGCGGAAGGUGCCUAUCAGACAUUAUAUUUACUUCGUGCUAAUAUGGCGGUAUGUUUGCUGAAAAAGGGUAAAUCAUUCUGGAUGAUGCAACAGGAUACGUUUUGGUUUAAAAAUAUUUUCGAUUUGGGUUUCGAGGAAAAUUAUGAAUAUGAUGCAAUCUUUGAUCAAAUCGGUUUUGAUAAUGUUUCCCAACGAGCCGAAUGGAUUAAUGGCGCAAACUUUUUCGUACAUGCAAAUAAUAGCACCGUGAAAUUCUUCGAAGCAAUAGCUCGUAAAUUAGCGCAUUGGUAUACACCAGAUAUGGGUAUUAUGAUACAUCAGUGUCACACAUGGAAGGAACCAAAAUGUAACUAUAUCCCGCAUAAGAUUGCUAAUUCCUGGGAAUGGAUGUACACCAAUCAGAAAAAUCCACCAUACAUCCUUCAACUAGACUGUGAAACUGAUGGUGGUUCUAAAUUAAUGCAAUUAGCCAAAUUUGGAUUUUAUUUUAUGAAUAGCGAUAAUCAUAGGGUAUGUAAUCAAACUGCAGUAGAUCUCGCACGAAAACGAAUGGAAGAUGGUAAGAUUGAAGUAUCCAGAACUCGACUUAGUUGGGGUCGCUUUCAAUUCAAAGUAUAUUGGUGGAUUGUUGAUAACAUGCUUAGUACGCCGAUUUUUGGAACAUUGAUGAAGCCUUAUCUUCCACUUAUUGGUUUUAUCGUUAUGAUUACUAUUUGA
This is a messenger RNA of Loa loa (African eye worm), 1416 nucleotides long. RefSeq lists its product as hypothetical. The transcript has 6 exons. The record is from RefSeq and is a predicted model, not a curated record. Lineage: Eukaryota; Metazoa; Nematoda; Chromadorea; Rhabditida; Onchocercidae. The coding region runs from base 1 to 1416 and encodes 471 amino acids.